Molecule: messenger RNA, 541 nt
Organism: Meloidogyne enterolobii
Lineage: Eukaryota; Metazoa; Nematoda; Chromadorea; Rhabditida; Meloidogynidae
Source: the annotation of a GenBank genome assembly
AUGGGGAUGUUCCCUUCGGACUAUGGGGAUGUUCCCUUCGAACUACAUAUGAUGCUUUUCCUUUCGGACUAUAGCUUUUACUUUAAAACUGGGGAUCUCCUUUUCGAGCUUGGAUAUGUUCCCUUCAAACUAUAUAAUGUUUCCUUCACACUAUAUGUAGAUCAUCCCUUCGGACUAUUGAUCACCCCAUUUUAAACUCUUGGCCCCCCUCCCCCUCUACUAUAAAAUUUCUCUUGGUCAUUUAGCUCAUUUCUAGUUGGUCAUUUCAUUCUCUCCCACCCAUUUUUCUUCAUUUUCACUUUUUUUCAUUUUUCUUUCUUCAGUGUUCGUCCUGUCCCUCCCCCACCCCGCAGCGUUUCGUCGCUCUCAACAAAAUUUUUAUUUUACAUUUUUUCUUUCAUUUCACUCUCAUUUCACUUUUCCAAAUGUCCACUCCCUCCACCACAUUUUCAAUCCCCCCGAAAAAUUAUAAAAAAAAAGCCCCCACAUCCCCACACAUCCCCCCUUUGAGUGGACAGACAUUUGAAGGUCAACAGAAAAA